This is a messenger RNA of Linum trigynum, 6319 nucleotides long. The record is from the annotation of a GenBank genome assembly. Lineage: Eukaryota; Viridiplantae; Streptophyta; Magnoliopsida; Malpighiales; Linaceae.
AUAGCUUUCUUCUUAGUAUUUAAUUUUCAUAAAUAAAUAUUGAAAUUGGAGAUUAGUUAUUUGGUUCCAAAUAUUUGAUUGUGGACUUUUCUCCGAGUAUUAGUUGUUCCAUAAAUUUUAUUAUGCAAGAAUCUAACGUGGAGUCAUUAAUGCUAAAUAUGUCUGGAUAUUAAAAUUGCAGUCCAAUCUACGAUUGAUACAGUUAUGACCUUUUUAUGGCUGUUUUUGUUUUAGUCUUCACUACAAAAGUAGACUUCUUUUGUAGUUGUAGUAAAAUUGAAGAAAAGUGUAUUUGUGGGUAUGUAUGGGUUUAGAAAAAGUUAAGCUGAUGGGAUGGGAUGGGUUUUUUUUUUGGUACUAAUAAAGUAAGUAGUGUGAUGUUAAUGGUUUCCUUGUAAUAAAACUUCCAAAACAUAGUUUGUUGGAUGAGACAAGAACGAAUAUCUAUGGUAAAACAAAAAACAAAAAAAAAUGAAUACAUUUUCAUAAAUGACUAAUUUGGAUAUAACUUUAAGAAAAGUUUUUCUUAUUUCGAUGAGGUGAAGUAGGAAGUAUGUAUUACAGUUUAGUUGACUACUAGACUUCGACAAUUUGUAGUAUAGGGUGAAUAGUUAUUUCAAGAAGUGUGUUUGUUUGAGCUAUGGAGUAAACUUUUCUUUAGCUAAAAAUAAACCCGGUACGCCUCUUUUAGCUCUAGACACUAACACUAAUUCACUAAUUGAUGUUUUGCAUUUUUUACAUGGGCCAUAAGUUGGAUGCUCAAGUGCUUCUUUUCAUAUUUGUUUUCCGCAUAACAGAGGAUGUUGGGUACUUCACUGCUUCACCUUGGGAUUUUAGGGUUCUCCCCUCUGAUUCGUAGUUUGUUUUAUCCAAUCACCCAUAUGCAGACCUACCCGCGCAAUGUUUUCGUAUGCAUGAUAACAAAUCAAUUUGACAUAGUCCGGCAGAGCACAGCCCCUACUCUGUUGUAGGGCUUCUGCCGCAGGAGGGAUGUGAAAAUCUUGACGGGAUUAGUCUAGUAGAAGAAUAUUAUUAUUUUCGAUGCUCAAGUCAUGGGAAAGCAGCAUGGCCUAGCCUUAUCUCUAAAAUACUAUACCCUUUUCACAGUAAUAUGUUACUUUAACUGUUAGAUUAGCAUUGUCACGCUGGUGUGUAUCACAUCGGAAAAAGGCAAGACAGGUUGUUGAAACAUGGAAUCAGUACUUUACCUCGUCACAGAGAGAGCAGCGUGUCACAUUCCUAUACUUGGCAAAUGACAUCUUGCAAAACAGUAAGCGCAAAGGCAGUGAAUUUGUUAAUGAGUUCUGGAAAGUUCUUCCUAAAGAACUCAAAGUUGUCUAUGAAAGUGGAGAUGAGCAUGCAAAGAAAGUAGUAGCCAGAUUGGUGAGUAUUAUUGGUUGGGCUUUGCUUCUUUUGUGGCCAUUUCUUUCACUGUGCUGAAUGACCAGUAAUUGAUUAAUUUCUUCACCUUGUCUAUGAUUCGUUUGUGUAUGUCGCUAUGGUUGCUUGUGUCCUAUAUGUUGAUGGUGGUGGGUUGUGGAGUUGGGAUAAUCAAUAUGCCCGAGGGUAUAUGUCUUCUCGUAUUUUGAUCGCUUUCAUUUGUUUGCUCAAAUAGUUCAGAGUUUAAAGUAUGAUAUUCUGUUAGAAUCCAAUGGCUAACGAAAGUAUCUCUGUGUUUCUGUAUAUUGGGCUGUUUGGAUAUCUGCCUUGCUUUCUGUUGUGAACCUCCUCUCUACUUUUAUCUAACUUAUUUACUUCAGUGUGCUCUGUGGUGCCAAUGCUAUGAGUCUGAAUACGUUGUUUUUUUUUUUUUUUUGUAAAUGCUGUGUUUUAUUGUUAUUCUUUCUGCCUACCAGAUGAAGGUUGAGUUGUAAAAUGGAAGUUCUUCAUCUAACGUGUCUUUGUGAAAUUUGAUUGUACAUCCAUGUGGUUCAUAAACAAUAUGAAAUUUGUGAUCAAUUAUGUGUCCUAUUCUUAUAAUUUUAUUUUUUGCAACUUUGAAAUCCUAUUUAUGUUUUGCUCUCUUUUGUUGCAGGUCAACAUUUGGGAAGAAAGGAAGGUGUUUGGUUCGCGCGCCCAAAAUCUGAAGGAUGAAAUGCUUGGUAAAGUUCCUCUUCCUCCAGUAGUGAGCAAUGGAAAGAGCUCGAACCAGAUCUCAAACCCUAUCAAGAUAGUGAAAAGGGAUGCUAGCUCGUUAAGAAUUGUAAGCAUUUUCCCAGUCCUUUAUCAAGUGUUAACAAUUGCGUAAAUUGUUUCUGUUGCCUACAUAAAUCUUGUUGAAAUUGUGUGUUUGGAUAUUCAUCUUUUUGGGUAUUUUAAAAUCAGAAACUGAUGGUGGGAUGUACACCGGAGAAGAUAUUGACUGCAUUUCAAUCUGUUCUUGAUGAAAAUCAAACUGAGGAAGCUGCACUGGAUAAGAGUAGUACUACUGUAUCUCAUUUGGGUAAAAUCAGAGAAGACGUAGAAAGUACAUCAAUUGCAGGUAGGCAUUGGCCUUCAGAUUCUUUGAUAAUAAGAUUCUACAGGUUCAUGUGUGUAGUGUUUGCUUGGUUUAACUCGUCACUGUACACAAGUAGUUAAGUUUAUUUGAAUGAUGUCUCAAGGAGUUUGAUCAUGAUAUCACAGUGAUGUUGCUACAAAGAAUAAUGCCAUGCAAUAGUAUCUUUCUAGCUAUUUACUGAUUGGCUGAUAAUUAUACUUCCAGAAGGUACAUUUUUUUUUGAACGAUUUUGUUCGAGUUUAAACUGAAGAAUUUGCAUCCUUCCCAUUUGGGAAGUUGUUUGGGCUUAGUUAGGGUAGAUCACUUGUUAUACUUACCUCCUUCAUAAGCUACAAGUUUGUUUCAGGGGUUGUACAUAUAUUAUAUGAUGUAUCAAUGAAUUAAAACAAUAAUUGAAUUGAAGACAUUAGAUGUCAGUAUUGAUUAGUAUUUUUAAUUUAUUUUUAAUGGAACUAUGCUUUGAUAGUGUUUUCUGAUUAGUUGCUGUGUUCUAAUUUUAUGUUCGCGCUGAUGGCUCAUUGGUAGAAUUAUCCUUUUUAAGGAUAUGAGGAAAUUGUCAACAUUCAUUUUCUCAUUGUGGUAUCUACGCUGGAAAAUUGCAGUGGCUUUAGAAUUUUGUGAAGCUUUGUUAAACCUCCAAGUGCCUUGGCCCUUGGUGAACUGGGAAUUAUUGUUUCUGUUAAUUUUUCACUUGACGAAAAUAAGCUAUUACUGCCUCCUAGAACUGUUUACAUUUACUCACUGCAUUAUCUUCAGGAAAAUAAUUUACUAAGUUUGCUCAUAUUGAACCUUUGUCCAUUCACGGUUUCUCAGGAAAUCAGCCUGGUUCCGCGUUGAUGGAUGAGUUACAGGUGCAGGAAAAUGUCCUUCAGCAGUGUGCUGGCCAGCUUGAAACUGCUGAAAAUUUACAUUCGACUUUGAUUUCACAGCUUAAAGAAGCACUUAAAGAACAAGAGUCGAAGUUUGACAUCGUUCAUUCACAGUUACAAGUCGUGAGAGGUCACAUCGAACAAUCUAGCAAUUUAAGGAAGAGGUUAGCAACUGUAUUUGUACCCGGCCCAUCAGCUACAACCACCACCUCAGCAUCAGAUGGAACAAGAGGAGUUGAACUCAUUUCUUCUUCACCAGGACGGCCAACAACAACAACAAGCACCCCGCCUCCACCUCAGGCUACUCCAGUCUCACAGUCUGCAGCAGCAGUUUCCUUUGCUGCGCCUCUCCAACCUCCUGCUGCUGCUGAUGAAGAAAGCAAGAAAGCAGCUGCCGCAGCUGUUGCUGCUAAACUCUCCGCCUCCUCAUCAUCAGCACAAAUGCUAACAUCCGUCCUCUCAUCCCUUGUUGCUGAAGAAUUAAAUGGGACCUUCAAUUCAGCAGGAUUUGCUGAUGUUUUCCCCCCAGAGAAACGGCCUAGAUUAGAGCAACGGACAUCUGAGACCGAUUCAAACAACAAUAUGGCGGCCUUUUUCUCCUCUGUGGCUUCAACCAACCAGAUACAAGCGGCUUCAUUUGGCUCUUUGCAGCCACCAUUCCCACCUCCUCCGCCUCCAAUGUCCCAAACUAGCACACCAGCAAACCAAUACAUGCAGCAGCCUGGUGGUAUGAUGGCUGCUAGCAUGAUGCCACCUUAUGGGUACGGAGCUAGUAGCAACUUUCCUCCUCCACCCCCUAUGCCGCCUCCAAAUUUUGAGUUAAGCAGCUUGGCGUGGCAGCCUACCUCACAGCAGCAAUUGCAGCCUCUGGAGCCACCACAGCAACAACAACACCAGCAACAACAGCAGCAGACACCAGCAACAAGUGGAGGAUACUAUAGGCCACCGGGGAUAGGGGGGUUCUAUGGUCAAAUGCACCAGGCAACUACACCUCCAGUACCUAGACAGUAAGCUUAUUGAAAAGGCUCGUUAGAGAGACCGACAGAAGUGAGGAAAGCCUCUGCAAGGCCAUUUAGCACCAGGAGAUAGUAACAUGACCAUAUUCUGUGUAUAAAUAUCGUUUAAAGUAAUAGGACCCACUUUAAUGUCCACCUUUAAGCAGAAUUUGUAGUGGGUGGUAGGGGUCGUUGAUGGUGGUAUUGUGCAAAUUUUCCCACAUAGAUGUAACUGGCUUGAUUCAACUUUCUGUUCUUGUACCAUAACUGUUAGAUGCUGUGUCUGGUAAACGCUUCCUCCCCUGUUUAGCUUACAAAUAUUCAGUAGCUGCUUAGUUACAAGGGUGGAUGGAUGGGCAAAUGUGUUUGUUUUGUGUUUUAUAUUGGCCCAGGGGGAAUAGAAACAUAUCCAAGCAUGUUUUGUUUGCUCGGUGUUUUUGAUUUUGAGGGUUUCCCUUGAGUCAUGGACUGCUAAUGGCAUAAGUCGAGCUGGGUACCUCAGUAUGUAAUCUAUUCUCUCCUGCAAGGGAUUGCAUGCCAUGUUUGGUAAUUUGGUUUGGGAGAGCAAUUGAACUUGGUGGGUGCAUUUCCUUCACUAAAGUAGGGAGGGAGAUGACAUGAUUAUUGAAAAUCUAAAGAGUUAAUUGUUCAUUGAAAAUGUAAUUUUGCAGCGAGGGAGAUGACAUGAUUAUUGAGAUUAAGAUUUAAACAGAGAAGAAAAUUACAUAAUACUCUCUUCUCGACCUUUGUUCGUUCUCUGUUCUUCUUUACAAGACUCCCUCCUAAAACUAGAGAAAUAAACAAUGUACAAGGUAUACAGUUGGUACCUCUCGUAUUGUUUGCCGUCUCAUAAUAUACUACACUCACAUUAUUUAGAUUCCUCUGAACAUAUAUGAAGGACUUGACGCGUGCUACAUGUUAUUUUAUGGGGACGAUCUACGCAUGUUAUUGUUCAAUAGUGUCUGUACCUUUUUGAAAAGAUGUUCUUUAGCAUUUUUUUCUGGCAUUCGUCCACACAGCAAUUUGUUUUUGGAUGAAAGUUGAGAGUAGAAUCUCUAUCCCAAAUUCUAGCAGGAGGUCCAUUAUUUCUUCCUUUCCAAUCUUCACCAUUUCAGAGUCCAUAUAACAGAUGACUUUGGUUCGGGGAACCAUAAAGACUUUUCACGACUUAAGUACCACUAGAUCAUCUGCCUUGGCAAUGAUUAUUUCUGCACAUGCCUUAAGAAAUUUGAAUCUUAAGACCUUUUCCAUCAUGUAUUGUUUUUUAUUCUCGUCAUAUUUUGUUUGGAACUCAAGGGUUGUUUGGAUUUGUGGUAAUGAUUUUCUCAGUUCCAAUAAGAAAGAGUUCCCAUAUUUGAUAGGGGUGAAAACUUGUCCAUCGUCGGCUCGUCGCCCUUUUCUUGAUUUGUGGUGAAGUAAUUUUGUCCCUGUUGUUUUUCACGACUUCUGCUAAUCCAGCAUCAAUGAAACUUUUUCCUUCCAUCACCAUGUUUGCAGGUAUGUGUAAACUUGGUCAUGCAUUAUCUCAUCUUAAAUGAAACUCAUAAUUUUGUUAGGACACUCAUUCUGCCAAGGCUAGUUUCUCCUCAGAAAGGGGCUAACCAUUUCUGACUUGAAUAUCACUUUUGAUGUUAUUCAACAAUUUCAUUUUUUCAUCGAAGAAACUCAGCAAAUUAUGUAUAUUGCGAAAGAUAAAAAAGAGAAAAUAAAGGUAUGAAAAAGUGAUAGUUUAGUUAAGGCGACAUACGAAGUCAUGUGGACCCUUGUGGUACUAGUAUGUUGUCCUUCCACUACUUAGAGUGAGAGGUUAUCGUUGCUCUGUGAAACCAGUCUCACGCAAUCCCCUCCGCUUUAGGAGAGAGAGUCUCGUCCACCUUCGUUGAUGAAACUCAGGUCAACUCCAUGCUUGGAAUGGGCAAACUAGCAUUAAGCCACAACAAAUCCGAUCUCACAAA